Molecule: messenger RNA, 6839 nt
Organism: Cavia porcellus (domestic guinea pig)
Lineage: Eukaryota; Metazoa; Chordata; Mammalia; Rodentia; Caviidae
Gene: Znf518b
Product: zinc finger protein 518B
Exons: 4
Coding region: 565-3792 (1075 amino acids)
Biological process (GO): regulation of transcription by RNA polymerase II
Molecular function (GO): RNA polymerase II transcription regulatory region sequence-specific DNA binding; DNA-binding transcription factor activity, RNA polymerase II-specific
Source: RefSeq, a predicted model, not a curated record
CCCGGCCCGGCUCCGCCCCCCGGGUAGGAACCUACAGCGGGCGCGGCGGCGGCGGCAGCGGGCUGCGCCGGCGGUGUAGACGCCGCUCGGUGGGGACCCGGACACCGGGACCGGCUCUGUGCCGCCCAGGGUGCUGAGUGUAGAUGCCUACAACAGGGCCAAUGUUGUGUUGCCUGAGAAGAAAAGGCCCAAAAGGAAGGAAGAGCCCCUGAGUCUUGCCCUCCUGACUGGCUCCGGACCAGAAGUCCAUACUGUGCGGAGAUGGUCAGCCAAUGAACGCAGAGUUUGCUGGAAGCCUCUCAUGCACUAAAAUGUGACAGGAUUGACCAGCCGCUUCUCUCUGCAUGUUAACGUCUUGUGCAGAAUGAUCCCUGGACCACCCAAGAACUGAAAGCAGUCACCUUUUGGAUCAUGCAUCUACAGUGGCUGCAUAGAAGCAAAGGUUAUUAAGCAGAUACCAGAAAUUAGCAGCUGAUUUUCCACCAGUGACAAGUGUGCUGAAAGAUGCCUCAGAAGAAUUCAGCAUGUGAAGCUUUCUGAAUUUUCAGCCAGCUGCUCUUAGAAAUGCAGAUAAGGAAAAUGAAGGAUAUGGGAGAACAGUUGUAUACUACACAAAUGAAUGGUGGACAUAACUCCUUGACCAUGUCACCCAAACAGCCCAAUUCUAGUAGAGCUACUCGACCAGACAGACAAGAAGCACAAAGCCUCCUGUACCAAGGCUCAGAGGCAGAGGCUGCCUUGAUGACCAUUGCCACGUGUGUAAAGUGCAAAAGUGUUCACAAAAUUCCUCUGCAAGAUCUGAAGAAAGACACUGGACAAAGCCAAAAGGAAGACAAAUACGUCUGUCUCAAAUGCAGCAUUCAUGUGUCUCCUCCUCCUUUUCAUUUCAUGAACAAUAAUACCAGUGCUGCUUAUGUUGGAAAUAAUACUGAAACCAUCUCAAGUCCCGUCAACAAAUUCAAGGUAAGGAACUUUAAGCCAGGCAAAUAUUACUGUGACAAAUGUCGCUUUUCUACAAAAGAUCCGCUGCAGUACAAAAAGCACACACUUCAACACGAGGAGAUUAAAUUCAUUUGUUCUCACUGCAGCUACAUUUCAUACACAAAAGGAGAGUUUCAGAGGCAUUUGGUGAAGCAUACAGGCAUCUUUCCUUAUCAGUGUGAGUACUGCGACUAUGGUGCUAUUAGAAAUGAUUACAUUGUGAAGCAUCGGAAGCGGGUGCACGAGAGGGCUGGCGCGAAACGGCCCCUUAAGACUGUGGGCAAGCUGGAGCCUAAAAGAAUCAGUGUUUCGAGACACAACGUGGAGCUUUUAAAGGCUCCCAGCCCCAGGACUACAUUUCAAAAUAAGUUGUCCGAUCAGCUUUCAAGGUUCUCCCUCCAAGGGAACAAAGAUAAAAUGCACAGCAUCAUGCUGUUGCCUGAAUCGAAGGAGUACCAAAAAGAUGUCGUGUGCAUUCCAAAUAAAAUGACCCUCUCUGAGCCUAGCGAGGUCAGUCUGUUUGAGCACAAAAGCGUCGAGGUAGAAGUGUUGUCCCCUGCCAAGGAACCCGUCCAGCCAGGCAUGCCAUUGACAGUGGUGGCCCCAUCAGAGCUCGUUGUCCCAGCCAACUGCUUAGCACAGUUAAUUGAUGUGAAGGUUGUCAACGGCACACAGCAGCUUGUUCUGAAAUUGUUUCCACUGGAAGAAAAUAAUCGCCUGGAAGCUGACCGGGGUGAUCGAAGUAGUUCUGAGCAGAUGACUAAAGAGAAGGGUUCAAAUGAACAAGAAAAAAUACUUAGUGCAGAGAAAACAAAGUCGCUAACCAUCGAAGGGAACGUUGGGAAACUUUUAGGCAUUGAUAGUCUCCAAUCUUCAGUUCAGAAGCAACUUAAAAAUGUGAAAUGGGUAAGGUCUUAUGAUUUUUUCAUGUCAAACUCUGGUGUGCGCAAUUAUAGAGAAUCCUUUUUCCAUUCUGAUGUGGUUGAGGAUUUGCAGAGGAAAAACAGUUUGUAUGCACACAGAACCACUUUUCCUUCUCUUGCCUUAAAAGCCCGUUCCCCACCAUCAGUGGUAAGAAACAGUGUUUUCUGUGGACUGGGACCUGCGGCAAACCCUUUCCCGUGUAAAGCAGCUGCUGCUUUUGCUGAAGAGGGAAGAAAUCGAUGCAGUGACUUGCAGCAGUCCUUCCCUCUUACUGCAUGGCCUGCAGCUAUUUCCUUUUCUGGAGAAAAUGGUGUAAUACCCUUAAGUGAAAAUGACUUUGAGCCUAGAAGUAACAUUAGUAUUCCUGUAAAAAUGGUUUCCUCUAGCAGAAAGCUGGAAGAUAACCAGACAGAACAAAGCAAGGUAGUUUCAAAUGUAGGUCAAAUUUCCUCUCCCCUUAGAAGUGAGUAUUUACACAUUAACAUAACUGGAGAAGAAAGGGCUAAGUCUUAUCAACCUGGGGAAAAGCCUGUAGAACUGAAGGAUUCGGAAAGGACUAAGGACACUUUCGAUGGCCCUGUCAUCUCCUCAGUAUUUUCUCUGAGCUCUGGAUCUGAAAAUGUGCCAGAGGGUAUUAAGUGGAAUAGUUCAACAUCAAAAAUAAAGUCAAUCGAGCUCUUGCGCAGAAAGAUAGCUCAGUUAAUGGAAUCGUGUGGGAAACCUUCCUCUUUGUCUACAAAUGGUGCACAUCGUCGGUCUGUAGAGCAGACAGCAAAGGUCACAUCAAAGGCAACAUCUGAGUGUAUUCAAGAAAUUAAUGUGUCGCUUUCUGGUCCCGGCCCUUCCAUGGGUCCUCUCCGGAAACCUCAGAAUGAAGUUGCUGUUAUUGGCAAAGGACAGCUGACACCUCAGGAGAUCUAUCCACAGUUCACUAAGGUCAGUGAUGGGAGAACUGAAAGCAGAGGGACCAGAAAGGCCCCUGUGGCUACUCCAGUGCUGAUCCCCAAGGGGGCUGUGUUGCGAGUUCUCAAUUCCUCGGAGGAUGCUCACAUCAUAGAGGCCACUUGUGAUGCGCCUGUUGCCAUUCCUUGCAGUGAAGCUCAGUUACCAAAACCAGUCCAGAUUCGUCCUGUGAAACAGUCAGACUCAGACACACAGCCUUUGAUGAGCGAAAGUGGCCCGAUAGACAUGUCCUGGAAUCUUGAGACAUCUCUGCGGCCUAAACCAAGAAGAGAGGAUGCCCUCUGUAGUAGCACCCCUAAGAAAACUGGCCCCAUGUAUGGGCAGCAUGGGAGGCUGCUCUCCAGAAGUCUUCCUGGGAGCAGGAGUAAAACCAAGCAGGUAAACUCAUCCAAGAAGAAGAGCAAGAUUCAGGCUGAAUCCAGCCGCUGCCUCAAGGAUCCUUCCAUUUUUCAGGUCGCAAGACAGCUUCGCCUGAUAGCGGUUAAACCCGACCAGUUGAUUAAAUGUCCCCGUCGGAACCAGCCAGUCAUCGUGCUGAAUCAUCCUGAUGUCGACUCACCGGAAGUGACUAACGUGAUGAAGGUCAUCAACAAGUACAAAGGCAAUGUCCUGAAAGUGGUUUUGUCAGAGAGGACUAGGUGCCAGCUGGGCAUCCGCCGGCACCACUUGCGACUCACCUACCAGAACACGGAGGAAGCCAGCCAGAUGAAGAGGCAGAUGAUGCUGAAGAUGAAACUGAAAAAGGUCCACAAAAACAACUACCAGGUAGUGGAUUCCUUGCCCGACGACUCAUCGCAGUGUAUAUUUAAGUGCUGGUUUUGUGGGCGGCUUUAUGAAGACCAGGAAGAGUGGAUGAGUCACGGCCAGCGGCAUUUGAUUGAGGCCACUAGAGAUUGGGAUGUUCUUUCUUCCAAGGGCAAAUGAGUAAAAGUGUGGCAUUUGAAGCAAGUUGUUUUUCAUUUGUUUGGGGUUUCCCCCUCCCAGAUUUAGCAGGAGAAAUCCAAAACCGUAGGAAGGAGGAUUAUUAAUUCUUCAGCAUCCCUGUAGGAAUAUCAAGAGCCCUUAGCCUGAGCUUGGGGCUGGACCGUAGGAGGUAUUACAAGCCCCUGGAAUUGUCACUGUGUCCACUUGUGUGGAUGUGGUUCUCUAGAGGAAGGAUGUGAGACUCAGCAGAUUUUCAGUGGGAUCGGAGACCUUUCUUUAGUGCCCAUGUUUCUGAGUAGAUACAAACCUUUCACCACCCAUUUAGAGGAGCAGAUUUAGAGCGCUUUAUAUGCGCUCCUCUACAUGCUACUGAAGAAUUAAGCCCAUGUUUUGGUGUGCACAUACACUUUGUUUUUGCUUUAACUCUUCUGGAAUAUCUGUUACAUAGUGGAAAUUACAUUUUCUACAUCAUUAUCUUAAAUUUGGUUGUAAAAACCAUCCUUUUCAAUCCCUCUCCAUCCUGCAAUACUCAUUGUCUUAAUGUAGCACUGAAUUUUCUCUUUCUUGGUGUUUUAAGAAAUGAUUCCAAGGAUUUGCCUGCAUUUACUACUUUAAAAAGUGUUUUUUAAAAACCACACAUUUUUCAAGUAUUUUGCUUUUGUGUUCUUCUAAAAAUCUUGUUACAAUUGGGCAGCAAAUGUGCCUUUAAAAAAAGUUACAGAGGGAAAAUAUCUAAAAGUCUCCUCUUUGCCUAUAACACUCCCACAACCAGGUUAAAUGAAAUGGUCAGUUUAAAAUGCGAAGGCAUAGGUUUCCUGUGACACAGAUAAACCCUCAGGAAGACAGCUGAGGGCAGGAUUGUCAAGCAGGCUGUGAAGAACCUAACCUGACUUAGUUUUCACCCAGGGACUCAUUCACAAACUGGGAGGGUGCGGCUAUUCUGGGUCCCCAGGGCCCGUCUACCCCUGCUUUGCCUGUUUUUCUGAACAAGUUCUACUGUGGGAUAGGACAGCUUUCCCAUCUCUUCUUGAUCUUUUCCUUCUGUGCCUUUCAGGUAUGGGGGAGACUUUCAACCUUACGAGGUUACUAGAAAUGGGCAGAAAUCCCCUACUGUCUUUGCAAAAGCAGACGCUACCCCUGGUUUCCAGUGUCAUAACAACCUGCCAGUGAUGUAGUGUGGCCAGUCACAGUUCCCUAGUGCUCGCCUUUUCCAGGGGGACUUCCGCUCCCCUCUCCAUCACUGACCACAGGACUUAAUGAUCUGCAAUGCAACUGUGUGCAUGCAAGCAGGUAGUGAGGCAGACACAACUCCAACCUGAAACUGAGUCCUCACUGGGCUAGGCAGCUGGGCAAUGGCCCUCAGACAGCAAGGUUGAAGGCAGAGGCACAGAUGGGCUGCUCCCCCAGGCUUCCCUACCCUUCUGGGGGUACCAAUUGAUACUGAGGAUAAGCGGGGAGGAGAGGGACUGGUGUACCUGAAAGCACCACUAGUGAUUUCUAACUAGCUCAAUAAUUAGUUGGAGAUGUUUUUGUUCUUUGUUUGGUUUUUCACAUGGGAAAGUCUUAGUUUAUCCUCUGAUGGGUGGGAUUAUACUCCUUUCAAGUUUGUUCUCAUCACAAAUACUUGACUUUUCUUGAGUGUAAGAUCGUUCAGUUGAUUGAUUUUAUUAAAACUUUACAUUUUUAUAUAUGUGUGUAUGUACACAUACAAGUAUUUUUUACCACAUGAAAAUUGCAAUAGCUAAUUUUCUGGUUUCCUAUUUUAUAAGUGAUAUGUGGGCUGGGAAAAUGUACAACAUUUUUAUAUUCCAGAAAUUAUUUAUUUUGGAAGUACAUUUUUAUAAUGGUUUGAUCUCACUUUUAGAUAAUGAAAGCACAGUAAGUGAUGGGAUCUCAUUUAUAUGAACAAACAGGAGUAGAAACCCCUGGGGUCAUUUUUGUCACAGCAUUCGGUCCUUGUACGUUUUUCUUUGGUGCUUUGCAGCUGGUAGGGUUUUACCACUGCUACGUGAGGAGCGUUCUGAAGUUUUAGCCGUGUUACAGACUUGUGCCCUCCCGCGUUCCAGAGGUCUAAGAUGUGUAGCAAAGAAGAAAAAACUGCGAAUUUGUUUUUCCUUCUAUAUAUCACCACUUAGCAGCUUUUUCUUGAAUGACUGGGCUGAGAGUUGGCCAGGUCAGAGUAUUUAGCAUGGGCUUGAAAUAUUUACACUUCACAGUAUCAGCUGUUGUUCAAGUAUUACUGAAACACAUCUUGAGUACUUACUCAAGAUGAAGUACUGAAUUUGUGAGUAGAAUAUGUAGCAAUCCUUCUGGUGAUUUUCAGAACUGUAACACUUUUUAAGGAGUUAAAAGAUAUUCUGGAGAAAAAUAGGGAAGCAGAAGAGGCUAUCUUCCCGAAAUAAAGAGCUUUAGAAAGUAGCUUGUUAACAUGUAGGCAAUGUCAUAAAGUGAACACAUUUCUAACAAAAUCCGAGGGCGUAGGGCAGAGCUGUUGAGUACUUGUGUACUCUGACCUUAAUUUUGAAGGAUCUCCGGUCACUACAUGUUGUUAGUAGUACUAAUAAAAUUAUUUUAAAUUUGUUUUCUAAAGUAGCUUUUCUUACUUUUGGGGGCCAGAAAUGAGACAACCUUGUUAUAUUUAUGACAUAGGCGAGUAAAACUUUUUAAAAGCUACUAAGUGUACUCAAUAGAUUAUAUUUUACUCAGAUUUUUUUUAUCCCCAGUCCAAAACAUUUUUGUGAGCCCCUCCUGUGGGCCAGGGGCUGUUUGAUGAUAAGCUGAACGCAGUGUAUUUACCCCUCUGAAGCUCCGGCCCCCUCUCUUUAGGACUUUGUAUCAUAAGCCAUCCCAGAAAAUGAAGACGCCACGCUGCUCGGCCUUUGGGAAACUUUAGAGUCUAUGAAUGUCUAUACGAGCAGGAAGCAAACCUCUGUAGAACAUGUUGACCGUUAUUAUAAUUCCUGUGUUGAAGUCUGUGUCUGCUGCUCUGGUUUGUACAUAGAUAGAAGUUGGAGUAAAUUUUGUUAAAUAAAGUAACUGUAAGUUUU